Molecule: messenger RNA, 3657 nt
Organism: Marasmius oreades (fairy-ring Marasmius)
Lineage: Eukaryota; Fungi; Basidiomycota; Agaricomycetes; Agaricales; Marasmiaceae
Exons: 13
Coding region: 153-3494 (1113 amino acids)
Biological process (GO): regulation of DNA-templated transcription; DNA-templated transcription
Molecular function (GO): DNA binding; DNA-binding transcription factor activity, RNA polymerase II-specific; zinc ion binding
Source: RefSeq, a predicted model, not a curated record
CACCCUUGAGCCUUCUUCCCCUUUUCCCAUCAUCUAUAGCUUCUCUUUUGGCCUUGAUCUUCCUGUAUUUUUCUUUUUAUUCUUUCUAUCUCACCUCAGUUUCCAUAUUAUUAUCUCUGUGAAGACCCAAUUUCUACGUUUAUAGGUGCUAGAUGCCUCCAGAGCCUAAAGCCAAGCUUAAACGGCGAUCCAGCAGAAGAGAACUCGAGUCGGAAUUCAAGUUUGAUGGCGGCCAUGCGAGGGAACUUGAGCUAAAGAGGAGCAGAGGAGAAGUCAGCUGCGCAGAAUGUCGAAGGCUCAAAAUCAAAUGCGACAAGCAGAUUCCGUGCACAUCUUGCCAGCGUAGGGGUUGCGCAGCCUUGUGUCCAAACGGUAGUCUGGCCACCGGUCAAGGCACAAGAUUCGUUCUUGCUGCCACUGAGCACCUUCAUCGACGAAUAUCUAAACUCAGCGGUCGAAUUCGGGAACUCGAAGACGCUUUGGCAACCCUUCAUAGCAAGCAUUCCACCCAACCACAUCCAUUACUUACAGGGGAAAGUAUCGUCGAAGAUGUCGGUGAAGAAGGAGAAAACGAAGCUGUCGAAGGUCGUCUGAAGACAAAGGUCACCGAAGAUGAUGAUACAGAGGUCGUGAAUGCCGGCGGGGAAGUGAUUGAUACUUUUGGGACGUUGUCAAUCAGCGACCAUGGAAUCUCCCGAUUCUUUGGUCCUACUGGUGGCUCAGAAAGUUUACUGAUGGCAACUCCGUGCCCGUCCGAAAAGAACAACCUUCCUAUUAAAUCACAUUCUCAAUCCGUGCAACGCAACUCCGCCUCGCCGAUAGGGAACGGCCGGGAUGCGUCCUCUCUGUCACCAACUCUAACUAGCAACUCUCACUUUUCCUCCAACUCCACCACUACAUCCUUCCUAUCAGCGGUGGCCGCUGAUGCCGAUAGUCAGCUUUCGGCCACCUUCGCCCUCUUUUCCCGCACCUUUCCAUUCACGCCUCUAGGGCUUCCUCUAUCAGAGAUACAAUCUCUCAUAAAGUCGUACCUUCCACCUUACGAAACAGCAAUCCAACUUAUCAAAGUAUUCUUCGACCAGGUUUCUUGGUUAUUUCAAGGGUUAACCAAAGACCAAGUAGAGGAAGAUAUGAUCCCUUCGAUCUAUCGCCGAAGGCGGGCGGAAGAUCAUGAGAGGGACUGUCCGGACAUCAAGAUGCAGACUGCGAGCUGUUCUAAUUGUGAGGAGAUACCGCCACUUCAUUCGGAAGAGGAACGGACCGGACCACACGAUUUAGCGCUUUUGUUCAUCGUUUUUGCCAUAGGAGCCCUCGUAAACUCUGAUGACAAGGAUACUGGUGUUUCCGUUAACAAUCGGCAAGAGGAAUGCGAGAUGAAGAGUCGUCAGGGAUCGGACGAAUUCAAAAGUCCAAAGCAUACAAUCCCCCCCAUUGUCGAACACUAUCACCAACUGUGUCGAGCCGCCCUGUCACUGCAACCAGUACUGGAAAAGCCAAGUAUAGUCAGCAUACAAGCGUUGCAUCUGCUAAGCAUAUACAACGCCCUAAGCGGAGAUGGGGACGACAGACUAGGGAAAGGGGAAACAGGUAUGGAAAUGACAUGGAACUUGUUAACCCUUACCAGUCAUCUGAGUAUGAGUAUUGGACUGCAUAGAGAUAGUGCCAGGUGGGGACUCAGUCCCAAGAUGGUUCAAAGGCGAAGGGUAGUAUUUUGGGAUCUAUUUGUGGCCGAUGUGUGGACGAGUCUACAUACUGGUCGUCCGCCUGCCUUUUCACUUGCUUACAUCGACUGCAACUUUCCAGAAUACGUCAACGACACCACCAAGGGGCAAGGUGAGGCAGGAAAUGAUCAAUUUGGAAUAUGGCAAUUUCGCUUCGCGGCGGAAUGUGUCGCUGAGAUAUCCGCUCGCACACUGACCGCAGAGACUCCCACGUACGCCACCAUCAUGGAAUUGGACAAGAAAGUCAGAGGAUUCCCAUUACCAGAUGUUCUUGUUGACAGGGAUCCCAAUCGACGGUCGACGGAUGAUGAUAUGGUGUUGUCGUUCCAAAUAUGUUAUAUUGAGCAUGUUAAGGAGGCUAUGCUAAUAUACAUCCAUCGAUCCUUCUUUGCUCAAGCCAUCAUUGACCAGCCCAUCAACCCUCUCAAGAGCACAUACGCGCCGAGUUUCCUUGCGGCAUAUCGAGCCUCUGGAACAUUGUUGAAGUCGGUUCGGGAACAAUUUGCAACGUGGCCGAACACUGCUGGAAGGUAUUGGUCAAUGUGGACAUUUGCUUUCAGUGCAGCUGUCGUCUUUGGGACUGUUGUAACAAGAGGACCGAGAUCGCCAUUGGCGCAGUCUGCGAUGAUUGAGUUGGAUCAGGCUUGUAUAUUGUUCUCUAAAGCCGCGGCAUACAGUUUGAGGGCAUCCAGGGCGUUGCCGAUUCUCACGAAGUUGAGGGAGAAGGCCCAGUGUGCUCUGGUCAGCGUACGAAAUGAAACCUCGCCAAUGUCAGGGGAAAAUGGUGGUUUAUUAUGGAAUAUCAAAAACGAAGAUUCCGCGGAUGAACUGUCCAUAUUUGCUGGACACACUAGGCUCAUAUCUGCGCGCCAGAAAAGCACCAGCAAGGAGUCAUCUCCUACCGUCGAUAGUCCACCAGUGGAGAUGGGACAACCGCCUGGACAAAUCCGAAUUGAACCGCAACGUCACUCCAACAGACACGAUACGUCGUCUGCUGUACAGGUGCAGGGUCGUGGUCUUUACGGAGAAGAUAUAGCAAUGGAAUUGGACCCGUAUGACUCUCCUGACUCGCGGUCAUCGACCUAUUCGAUACCACGACCUCGCGAUCCAUAUCCUCCUGCGGAACAAUCUCAAUUACCACUCUCACAAGUAGCGAAUCUAGGCGCUCAUCCUGAUCACGGGGUUUCUCCAUCUAGCGCUCUUUCUCCAGUUAACGGAGGAUGGAGGGACGAUGAGGGUGCUCGACUCCAUCAAAUGGAAUAUAGUAUUCGAAGGAGUAACCUAUCUCAAACAUAUACCGAACCGACAACAAUUUCAAUCCCCCCCGCGACACCCCCACCCACAAAUGCAUCUCAUGCCAGGCAAAUACGCCAAUCCCAUCAACCAAUUCCGCUCGUUUAUUCCUAUGACAGGAGCCGUCCAAACCCUUCGAACGAAUAUUCCUGGUCCUCUCAAGGGCAUCCUUACACACCCUCAGAAUCCUCUCCAAUCCGGCUUUCUCAUCCUCAAUAUAUACAGGAUCACAUGUACAGACCGUCACAAGAGAUAUAUGCCACAACUGGACCGGGAAUGGACUCGUAUCAUGGAUACCAUUCGCAGUCUCACACGUCACAACAUGUUCCGCAUCAGGCGGGACCGGGGCCGGGGCCAGGCAAUGCCGCACUCGCAGGCCUUGGCUUGGCUGCGAGGGACUCGCGGUUAGACGAGAGGUGGAGUUCGUUCAUGCAGGAUUCUGGUUUAUUGGAUGACGUGAAUAAUUAUCGCAGUCGAUGAAAGAAUGCCUUGGUUUUCGAUUUUGAUUAUUAUUAUUUCGAACACUCUCACUCCUCCAAUAGACGCUAAGAUUUCUACGGAGAAGGACAACCUAACACCUUAAAAUUUGAUAUGGACCGUUUUAUGUAGCACUAUGCUCUUAUUCUCCUGUUUGUUACAAGCU